Molecule: messenger RNA, 5538 nt
Organism: Aureobasidium vineae
Lineage: Eukaryota; Fungi; Ascomycota; Dothideomycetes; Dothideales; Saccotheciaceae
Source: the annotation of a GenBank genome assembly
AUGGCUGUUCCUGCUCACGCUCAGGCUUCGCUGCCUGCGCUCCCUGCGCAUCUCCAGGAUGACAGCCACUUGACGGCACACCUGGCCAGCAGAUUCCACGUCUCGCUGUCCACGGCCCAGUUGUCAUCACACGCCAUCAUCGCCCUCAACACAUACACAUCGUCGGCAAAGGGUCCCGAUGGCUCAAAAGAAGGUAGCGCCAUGGGUGCCGCCGAGGACCUGGCUUCAAGGGCGUGGACUCGUCUUGGAGCUAGACAGGAGAACCAGGCCGUCGUCUUUCUCGGUGAAACCGGCUCAGGCAAAACCACUCUCCGCUCGCACCUCCUGUCUGCCUUGUUGAACUACACAUCGACGCCACUGUCCAACAAGCUGUCCUACGCUGCCUUUGUCUUCGACACUUUGACCACCACAAAGUCCGUGACCACCCCUACCGCUUCGAAAGCUGGUCUUUUCUUCGAACUUCAAUACGACACAUCCUCCAGCCUCCAUCCAACCCUCGUCGGUGGUAAGCUGCUCGACCACCGUCUCGAACGCAGCAGAGUCGCCACUAUUCCCCCUGGCGAGCGCAACUUCCACGUCCUCUACUACCUCCUGGCUGGUACCAGCCCGCAAGAGAAGGAGCAUCUUGGUCUUGACCAGGCAGGUCCUGCCACUCACAGGCAUUCGCUCGGCAAUGGCGGCGCAAAGAGAUGGAGAUACUUGGGCCACCCCAGUCAGCUCAAGGUCGGUAUUAAUGAUGCCGAAGGUUUCCAACACUUCAAGACUGCUCUACGCAAGCUCGAAUUUCCUCGUGACGAGAUCGCCCACAUGUGCGAGAUGCUUGCCUGUAUCCUGCACAUUGGUCAGCUUGAAUUCGUCACAACCCAGUCGACUACACCCUCGGCCGAUGACAGUGGUGGUUACUCGCACGAGGGCGGCGAGGAUGUCACUUCGGUCAAGAACAGGGAAACUCUCCACAUCGUAGCAGCUUUCCUCGGUGUUUCCGAGAGACAUCUGGAAGAGAGUUUGGGAUACCGCACAAAGAAGCUUCACCGUGAGCGCGUCACCGUCAUGCUCGACCCUAAGGGCGCUCGAGACAACGCUGAUGAGCUUGCACGCACCUUGUACUCGCUCUUCGUCGCUUACAUCAUCGAGCGCAUCAACCAGAAGAUUUGCUCGGCAGAGGAUGCCAUUGCUAACACCAUCUCGAUCGUUGACUUCCCAGGCUUCGCACAAUCUUCUGCCACAGGCUCCGUAUUGGACCAGCUGUUGAACAACGCAGCAUCUGAGUCGCUUUACAACUUCUGUCUGCAGAGCUUCUUUGAGCGCAAAGCCGAUCUUCUCGAGACUGAAGAAGUCAGUGUGCCUGCAACCAGCUACUUCGACAACACCGAUGCUGUUAAGGGCCUGCUUAAAUCUGGCAACGGCCUUCUCAGCAUUCUGGACGAUCAGAUGCGUCGUGGCAAGACCGAUCAGCAAUUCCUCGAGAGCGUCAGAAGACGUUUUGAAGGCAAGAAUCCUGCUAUCGAGGCUGGCGCUGCUACUCAGACUCUUCCUGGAAACAACUUUGCUACCCGCAACGCCAAUGCUGCAUUCACUGUCAGACAUUACGCCGGUGAGGUCGACUACCCCGUCGAGAACCUUCUCGAAGCCAACGGCGAGGUCAUCUCUGGUGACCUUAUGAACCUGAUUAAUACGACCUCGAACCAAUUCAUUAGUGACCUCUUUGGCCAAGAAGCGUUGAGCAAGGUCGUGCACCCCAAAGACCGCUCUGCUGUCGUGCAAGCCUCGGUUGCCUCGAAGCCUUCAAGAAUGCCUAGCAUGGCUAAACGCACCGGCGAGCGUCCUGCAAGACUUGGUGCCAUGAGACAAGACAGUGACAAUGGCAAUGGCAAGAGGAGUCUCUCUCGCGGAGGCAAGGGCGAGCCUGAACAGCAACAAGGCGCUGCUGCUCAGUUCUUGUCUUCUCUGGACAACAUCACCAAAUCGUUGUCUGACCCUCGCACUAACCCAUACUUUGUGUUCUGUUUGAAACCCAAUGAUCGCAGAAUUGCCAACCAAUUCGACAGCAAAUGUGUUCGCACUCAGAUGCAAACUCUUGGUAUCGCUGAGAUCAGUCAGCGUCUGCGCAAUGCCGAUUUCAGUGUGUUCAUGCCUUUCAGUGAAUUCUUGGGCGUCGCUGAGGGCGAUGUCUCGGUCGUGGGCACCGAUAAGGAGAAGGCAGAGAUGAUCCUAGAUGAAAAGAUCUGGCCUGGCAACGAAGCAAGAGUCGGCAGCACUGGUGUCUUCCUCAGCGAACGUUGCUGGCGCCAAAUCGCACGAGUCAGUGACCUCGAUGUAGCUCCUGUUGGCAUGCACGACCAGACUCCUUACGGAGAACAAGAGGGUAUGUUGUCUCCAGAUCAUGCACGCAACGGUCGCAACGACUCAAGCCUCAACCUCCUCGGUGCUGGAGGUGUUGCUCCUUCUCCUGGCGCCUUCUACCACGACGACAAGGUAGCAGGCUACUUUGGAAGCCGCGAUCUCGACGCCAAGUCGGAAGCUGGUGCUUCAGCCUUCCAUGGAGGAAACGAGGCCAAGGUUGCAGCAAUCGACGAGGUACCCGUUACAGGUGCCCGAAAGAGAUGGCUGUUCCUUGUCUACCUCUUUACUUGGUGGAUCCCUGAUGUGUUCGUUCGCAUCAUCGGCCGCAUGCCUCGUCCCGACAUCCGUAUGGCUUGGAGAGAAAAGGUGGCCAUCAACUUCAUGAUCUGGCUUGCUUGUGGCAGUUUCUUGUUCCUCAUGAUUGGUUUCCCCGCGCUCAUUUGCCCGACACAGCACGUUUACUCGGCUGCUGAGUUGCAAUCGCACAACGGCAAGGACGGCCAGUCUUCCUACAUCGCAAUCCGCGGUGUUGUCUUCGACCUUGGUAACUUUGAGUCAGUUCACUAUCCUAACAUCAUCCCGACAUCCGCUCUGGAGAAGUACGCCGGUACUGACGCAACCAACCUCUUCCCCGUCCAAGUAUCUGCUCUUUGUCCCGGUACAGAUGAGAAUGGUAUCGAUCCUGCUGUCCAGCUCAACUACAAGAGCACCAACUACACUGGUCAAGCUUCGGCCGUCAGCGGUACUGAUUCUCAUGCCGUGUACCACGACUUCCGCUGGGCUACCAACGACUCCCGUCCAGACUGGUUCGCGCAGCAGAUGAAGUUCUUAAACCAAAACUACAGGAAGGGUGCUCUGGGUUACACGUCCGGUUACGUCAAGAAACAGGGCAAGAAGCAACAGUCCAUCGCCAUUCUCAACGGGAAAAUCUACGAUUUCACCGAUUACAUCGUCGGUGGUCGUGCUCCCAAGUACCCUGCUGGAUACGACGUUCCUGACACUGUACCCAACUCGAACUUCAUGGAUCAGCGUGUGGUCAAUCUUUGGCAGCAACACGCUGGUCAGGAUGUGACUGACGAUUGGAACAACCUUGGAAUGACUCUUGACCUGAGGAACCGCAUGCAGAUCUGUCUCGACAACCUUUUCUACGUGGCCGAUGUGGAUACCAGAAACUCGACCAAGUGUCAGUUCGCCACUUAUCUCUUGCUCGGAAUCUCGAUGUUCUUGAUUGCGGUUAUUGGUGUGAAGUUCCUUGCCGCCCUUCAGUUCGGUGGUAAGAACGUUCCGGAGAACCUCGACAAGUUCAUCAUCUGUACUGUGCCAGCCUACACCGAAGACGAAGACUCUUUGCGGCGUGCCAUUGAUUCAGCCGCCAGAAUGAAGUACGACGACAAGCGCAAACUUCUACUCAUUGUCUGUGACGGUAUGAUCAUUGGUCAAGGCAACGACCGUCCUACUCCUCGCAUUGUCCUCGAUAUUCUGGGUGUUCCCGAGACCGUCGACCCGGAGCCAUUGAGUUUCGAGAGUUUGGGCGAGGGUCAGAAGCAGCACAACAUGGGCAAGAUCUACUCUGGUCUUUACGAAGUCCAAGGUCACAUUGUCCCCUUCAUGGUUAUCGUCAAGAUUGGCAGACCUGCCGAAGUUGGUAGACCUGGUAACCGUGGUAAGCGUGAUUCCCAGAUGGUCUUGAUGAGAUUCCUGAACAGAAUUCACUACAACCUGCCAAUGGCUCCCAUGGAACUCGAGAUGUAUCACCACAUUCGAAACAUCAUUGGUGUCAAUCCGACGUUCUACGAGUUCUUGUUGCAGAUCGAUGCGGAUACCGUCGUUGCUCCCGAUUCAGCCACACGAUUCGUCGCUUCAUUCCUCCACGAUACACGCCUCAUCGGUGUUUGUGGUGAGACGGCUCUUACUAACGCUAAGUCCUCCAUCGUUACUAUGAUGCAAGUCUACGAGUACUACAUCUCGCACAACUUGAUCAAGGCCUUCGAAUCGCUCUUCGGCUCGGUCACUUGUUUGCCUGGUUGUUUCUCCAUGUACCGCAUUCGCGAUGCAGCAUCAGGCAAGCCUCUUUUCGUUUCCCAGGAAGUUGUCGAGAUGUACGCCGAGAUUCGUGUCGACACGCUCCAUACCAAGAACUUGCUGCACCUGGGAGAAGACAGAUACUUGACGACUCUUCUGAUGAAGUGGCAUCCCUCUUACAAGACCAAGUUCAUCAUGCGCGCUCAUGCCUGGACUAUCGCACCCGACAGCUGGACCGUCUUCAUGUCGCAACGUCGUCGUUGGAUUAACUCCACUGUACACAACCUCGUCGAGCUUACCUCAUUGUCUCAGCUUUGCGGUUUCUGCUGUUUCAGUAUGCGUUUCGUCGUCUUCCUUGACUUGCUCUCGACUAUCAUCCAGCCUGUCUUGGUCGGUUACCUUGUGUACAUCUUCGUUCGCAUUGGACAAGACCCUGGUGGUGUUUCGACAAUUGCCAUUAUCAUGUUGGUUGCCGUUUAUGGUAUGCAAGCAUUGGUUUUCAUCAUCCGUCGCAAGUGGGAGAUGGUUGGGUGGAUGAUCAUCUACCUGAUCGCUACACCAGUCUUCUCUAUGGCGCUUCCUCUCUACUCUUUCUGGCACAUGGACGAUUUCUCGUGGGGUAACACUCGUGUCGUUACCGGAGAAAAGGGCAAGCAAGUUGUUGUUUCCGACGAGGGCAAGUUCGACCCAGCCAGCAUUCCGAAGAAGAGAUGGGAAGAGUACCAGGCCGAGCUUUGGGAAGCGCAGACUUCGCGUGAUGACGACGCCCGUUCUGCAAUUUCCGGUGUUACCGGCGUGUCGUACGCGACAAAGUCAGCCUAUCCAGGCAUGGGCGGCUCCGUCUAUGACUACCCACCUUCGCGCCCUAUGUCAACACUGGGCGUGCCACAAGGUCCUUUCGGCAACCAGUCGCGUCUCAGUCUUGCGCCAAGUGAGAUGGGUCUCAUGGCUGGUGGCUACAGCCCCAACUCGGUAGAGAUGACAGAUAUGCCUCUUCCCAGCGACGAUGCUAUCCUUGCUGAGAUUCGCGAUAUCUUGGCCAAGACUGAUCUUAUGACUAUUACGAAGAAGAGUGUCAAGUCCGAACUGGAGAGACGUUUCGGUGUGCCGCUGGAUGCUAAGAGAGCAUACAUUGGCUCCGCCACAGAAGCCAUUCUUAGUGGACAGUUGUAA